AUGCUCCACUUGAUUCUUAUCAAUGGGAAUGUAAUAGAGUAUAGAGUUCUGAUUAGUUCAUCCGUCAGGAUAGCUCCAGGUGAACCGGAAACAAGUAGUCAUGUAGAAUUUCAGAUAGAACAAACUGUUAUUCUUUCAUGCAGUUCUACCGGCGGAAACCCCCCACCAUCAGUAAUAUGGUUGAAAGAUGAUAUUGUAAUUACGUCUGGUACUAAUACAUCUACCAGUGGUAAUUUAACAACAACAACAUUGACUUUUACAACAACUACCAAUGAUAACAAUGAGGUAUAUGAAUGUCAGGUCGAUAAUGGGUUCCUUAGAAGACCACUAGUAAAGACGACAUAUCUCACACUUAAACCUUCCAUCAACCCUCCAGGUCAACCAGAAAUAACAGGUUCACAUCAAUAUCACUUAGGAGAUACUAUAAGAAUAAUAUGCAGUUCUACAGGAGGAAAUCCUUUACCUACAUUAAAUUGGCUGAGAAAUGACAAUGUCAUUACAUAUGGUAUAAGUAGAUCUACGAACAAUGGCGUAACAACAUCAACUUUAACUUUUACUGCUGGUUUGGAAGACCACCUCGCAGUGUUUGAAUGUCAGGCGGGUAACGGCGUAUUGAAUAAGCCACUUGCAACGACAACAUAUAUUGAAGUAUAUUUUACAUCAAAGGCCCCAAUACUGACCGGACCUACAAACCUGAUCUCUGGUUCCUCAGGAACAUGGACUUGUUCAUCAUUGAAUGGUUAUCCUGCUCCAACCAUUUCCAUUAGAAUCCAGGACCGAUAUUACACUAACGAGUUUGUUGUUGUGCAGUCUUAUGAUGUUAUUGAUAGAAGUUAUACAGUAACUGGAACAUUAGAGGUGGUUCCAUUAUCUGACAAAAGUGGACAAACUCUUUGUUGUGAUGUUAAUCAUCUACUCAAUAGCAAAGUACCCCAAUCAGUGUGCUUGCAGUUAACAAUUGAAGAUAAAGAAGAUAAGAACAUUACAAUAUACGCCGUGAUUGGCUUGGUGGCAUUUUUACUGAUCUUUAUAAUAGUGAUAGCAGUACUUUGUAACAACAGAAACGGUAAUCAUCAACCUCGAAAUCGGAAUCGUGACAGAGUUUAUAAUGAAUUUAAUGGAAAUAGAGGACAGAGCCAUGUUUAUGACAUACCACAAGACCAUCGAUAUCGCAAUAGCAAUUAUUUAACGCCAACACAUAGAUCCGCAGAUCUACACAACAAUUAUUUAACGACGACAUAUAGAACUUCAGACCUAAGUCAUUCUUACUUUCUACCAGUGAGCGGAAAUUCUAGGAUAUCAACAACGUAGUGUCUGGGAUAAAUGAAAUUGAACAUAAAUAUU
Mytilus trossulus (common blue mussel) is the source of this 1344-nucleotide messenger RNA. RefSeq names its product nephrin-like. The record is from RefSeq and is a predicted model, not a curated record. The coding region runs from base 1 to 1311 and encodes 436 amino acids. The transcript has 7 exons. NCBI's taxonomy places the organism in Eukaryota, Metazoa, Mollusca, Bivalvia, Mytilida, Mytilidae.